AUGGGCUUUGCACCCUCAUCGUCCGCUACGGCCAAGCAGCCCUCAAUGUCUUCAUCAGACUCAACGGGCCUUGCACCCUCAUCAUCUGCCACGGCCAAGCAGCCAUCAUUCUUCGCAGCCCAGAUGGCAGCCUUGCAGUCAAUGCAACCAUGGACUCCGUCACAGAUUGCCGCAACAUCUACCUCUGCAUCAUCAGCCUUUCAAAGCUUUAAUGUUACUUCGUCUUCAGACGUACAGAUCACAAGUCCUUUCGAGAGCAGAGCACAAUCUCCUGCGCUAGCGACUAAGAAUUCCGCAACGCAUGUCGAGACACCAGCACGGAAAACUAUCUUCAUUGUACAAGUACGAUCAAGCGCGGGUGUCACUUACAGCAUGUAUCGUCGUCUUAACAAAAGACCAGCAGCGAUCUGGGAGGCCUAUCUCCGAGCCCACCCGCUUCCUGGAGGAACAGAAGCUGUCAGGUAUCGCAAGAAAGACACCAAGAGGCUUGAACUGAGUGCGUAUGGCUACAUUCUCUCCCAUCAAUGGAGCCACAGGGCCACUGAGAGGCUUAUAAUUGAUGAUAGCGACGAUACCCUUGCCCGCAAAAUUCUUGACCUUACUGACCAGCAACCACUACACAUAGUGGUCAUCGGGACUGGUAUAGACGGGCUAUCCGUCAGCAAUGAGUCUUGGAAGCUCAUGCAAACGAGAUGGCCCAAAGCCACUUUCGAGCUGUGUCUCAUGGUUCCAAAAGACUCCCCAUAUCUGGCCAAGUUCCCACAGAUAGCCUCAAUGCACGACGACUACUUUACAACAAUACGAGUGCAGACUUCUGAUCUAGCUAGCGCAUUCGAAACGGCAGAAAUCGAUGCAGUCAGGACCGCAAAUGCGUCAAUUCCACGGAACAAAAUGAUCGUGCUGCUGUUUCUGCUUGCCGAGUACGUAAGCACAGAAAAGUCGAAUUGGGGUCGAAGACACGCGGAUCUCCAUGAAGAUUCCGAGAUGGCAGCCCUCGCUAAGACCCUGGGCUUACGCAAGGUAUCAAGGAACCUUGAUUUCGAGUUGAACCGUGUCUCUUCUCGGUCUGAUGAUGCCGGCGAACCUCAAAAGAAGGGACGCAAGACGAACACCACUCCCUCGGUCAGUAUCAAUGAUUUCGACAGUGAUUACGGUAAUGCUUCCGGCGAUGGUUCUGAAGACGACGAAGCACUGUUCUAG
Alternaria viburni is the source of this 1200-nucleotide messenger RNA. RefSeq lists its product as uncharacterized. Lineage: Eukaryota; Fungi; Ascomycota; Dothideomycetes; Pleosporales; Pleosporaceae. The record is from RefSeq and is a predicted model, not a curated record. The coding region runs from base 1 to 1200 and encodes 399 amino acids. The transcript has a single exon.